CACUUCAAUUGUCAUUUGUUAUUAUUUGUUAUUGUUAUGUUAUCAAUCGAACUUUUACUUUUCAACAUUUCAAGUUUUCAAUAGUUUAACACGGUUGGUGCAAGGAAUUGUUGAAGUUUCCCUGAGGAUAGUAUGCAGCCAGCAGUUACCAAAAAUUAUACCCACAGCUUCAUCAGCAACCCACAUUGUCUUCGCUUCUAGAAAAAAUGCAUCAUGUUGAAAGAUAUUGCUGAUCGAGAAUAUCGAUUGAAGAUCUUUUUUUUAUGCACAAAGAUGUUCAUGCACAAAAGGUCUAGUCCAUUUGAAGAUAUUUCUUUGUGGGGAAAUGGAGAAUCCAGUUGUUGAAGAAAAACGAUUCAAAUGUCAUAUUUGCAGCAAACUUUUCACCACGAAAAGGAGUUUGCACAAUCACAGUAUAUUGCACACCGAUAAAAAACAUUACAAAUGUGAAAUCUGCAGCAAACUUUUCAAUACAAAACGGAGUUUGAGCAAUCAUAGUGUUUUGCACACCGGUGAAAAACCUUACGAAUGUGAAAUUUGCAGCAAACUUUUCAUUACGAAACAUUGUUUGAAAAGGCACAGUAUUACGCACACAAGUGAAAAACCUUUCAAAUGUGAUAUUUGCAGCAAAUUUUUUAACUCGAAACAGGGUUUGAACAAACACAGUAAUAUACACGGCGGUAAAAACCCUUAUCAAUGUGAAAUUUGCAAUAAGCUGUUCACCACAAAACAUAUUUUGCAAAAACACAAAAUUUCGCACACCGGUGAAAAACCUUACGAGUGUGAAAUUUGCCACCAGAAGUUCACCGCUAAAGAUUCCUUGCACAGGCAUACCAUGUUGCACACUGGUGAUAGGCCUUACGAAUGUCAAACUUGCAAUAAAAAAUUCACAACUGAAUCGACCAUGAGAGAGCACAGUAUCAUGCACGACAAAGAAAAACCUCACGCCCACGAAUGCAAAGUAUGCCACAAAAAAUUUGUCUACAAGCGUAGUUUGACCAGACAUAGCCUUUCGCACGGUGGUGCGAAAUCUUUCGAAUGCACUAUCUGCCUCAAGAAGUUCGUUCUAAAGAAAAGCUUAACAGUGCACAACUUGCUGCACACCGGUGAAAAACCCUACGAAUGCGACGUCUGCCUCAAAAAAUUCACCCACAGAUGGGUCUUGAAGAAGCACAGUAUUUUGCACAGUGGUGUAGAUGCUCACGAGUGCGAAAUAUGCCACAAGAAGUUUGCCUACGAGCGCAGUUUGAUCAGACACAACUUUCUGCACACUGGUGAGAAACCUUUUGAAUGCGAUGUCUGCCUCAAGAAGUUUGCGUUCAAGAAAUCCUUGGUAGCACACAAAGUCCUGCAUACCGGUGUGAAACCUUACGAAUGUGAUGUGUGCCACAAAAAGUUUUCAUUCAAGUACAUCUUGACUAACCACUACUUCAUUCACACUGAUGAAAAACCUCACAAAUGUUAUAUUUGCGGAAAGACAUUCGCCCGCCUGAUACAUCUAACUACGCACUAUAAUGUGCACGCUCGUGAACAAUCUAUGGGCUGCGAGAUUUCCCAAAAAGAGCUUUCCAAUUCUGCGCACACUGUUGGAGAAUCAUUUGGAUGUGAGAGUUGCUAUGAAACAUUCCCUAGUGCUGAAAAUUUGACUCUACACCUCGAAUCACACAAAGUGAAGAGUGAAUUUGACAGUGUUGUCGUCAAACAAGAAUGUGAUAUCGAAAUUGAAAAUCAUGAAAUUAAAUUGGAAAAUCUUGAAGAAACCGUCGAAACAGAAGAAAUAGACAAUGUUUAUUGA
Molecule: messenger RNA, 1795 nt
Organism: Phaedon cochleariae (mustard beetle)
Lineage: Eukaryota; Metazoa; Arthropoda; Insecta; Coleoptera; Chrysomelidae
Source: the annotation of a GenBank genome assembly